AUGGUGGAAGAGGCGACUCCAGACUACCGUCUGGCGUCUACACUGGUCAUCCUGGGGAUCUGUGGAUUUGGCGAGACCGGUGGACACUCUGAAGUUCUGGACGAGCUGGUCCGAUUGAAGUUGAUUCGGGUAUACAGUGCGCCGUGCGGUACUGCAGUCCUCAUGAUGGGUCGGUGGGUGUGGUGGUCCCGUUCACUAGCCCCUCGAUGGCACACCGAGACUGACCACGACGACGAGGAGGGUCUUUUAUCCGAUCGCAUCCAGUCCAUGCGUCCGUGA
Penicillium diatomitis is the source of this 279-nucleotide messenger RNA. RefSeq lists its product as uncharacterized. Bases 1 to 279 code for a protein of 92 amino acids. NCBI's taxonomy places the organism in Eukaryota, Fungi, Ascomycota, Eurotiomycetes, Eurotiales, Aspergillaceae. The transcript has 2 exons. The record is from RefSeq and is a predicted model, not a curated record.